Messenger RNA from Anguilla anguilla (European eel), 1536 nucleotides. RefSeq lists its product as uncharacterized. The transcript has 9 exons. Lineage: Eukaryota; Metazoa; Chordata; Actinopteri; Anguilliformes; Anguillidae. The record is from RefSeq and is a predicted model, not a curated record. Bases 200 to 1147 code for a protein of 315 amino acids.
GAGAAACUGAAGCUUACGGCCAUUUUAAAAACGGAGGAGGAAGAAACCCUAGGAAAGAAGGAAUAAAAUUAAAUGUAAAAAACGGAGUAAGCAGUCUGUUGUGGAGUGGAACUGAGGUCUGCCAAUUUGGGUCAGAACCCACUUGUGAAUCUGAUCUGGUGUGUUCAGGUGUCCUGAGACAGGGGGCGCUGUUUCAAAAAUGAGUUCCUCAGAGGAGACUGAGACUGACGAUGGAACCCACGGCCUUGCGAGAAAGAGGGUCCAGGUAGAUAGGGCUGGGUCACGUGUACCCAGCUGUCUGUCUAUGAAGAGUGACCGUUCAAUGGAUCGUCCAGUCUACUUCAGUGGAGAGUUCAAAGGUGAUCAAAGGGUCCAGGUAGAUAGGGCUGGGUCACAUGUACCCAGCUGUCUGUCUAUGAAGAGUGACCAUUCAAUGGAUCGUCCAGUCUACUUCAGUGGAGAGUUCAAAGGUGAUCAAAGGGUCCAGGUAGAUAGGGCUGGGUCACGUGUACCCAGCUGUCUGUCUAUGAAGAGUGACCGUUCAAUGGAUCGUCCAGUCUACUUCAGUGGAGAGUUCAAAGGUGAUCAAAGGGUCCAGGUAGAUAGGGCUGGGUCACGUGUACCCAGCUGUCUGUCUAUGAAGAGUGACCGUUCAAUGGAUCGUCCAGUCUACUUCAGUGGAGAGUUCAAAGGUGAUCAAAGGGUCCAGGUAGAUAGGGCUGGGUCACGUGUACCCAGCUGUCUGUCUAUGAAGAGUGACCGUUCAAUGGAUCGUCCAGUCUACUUCAGUGGAGAGUUCAAAGGUGAUCAAAGGAUUCACUGCUCACUGGAUUUAAGUCGUUCAGAUGAGAUGAAUUCAGAGAAACUGUUCUUCACAAAGCAGGGCUCUCUGGUCCAGAGAGGAGGAGUUCCCGUACCAGACGGUGAUGUUCCCCAGCAGGAUUCUCUCAAUGGUUGCAGAGUAGAAGGUUUUCAGGAUCUUCUUGGAGACUCUGAAUUUCCUCAGCUGUCUGAGGUGAUCCAGGUGUUGCCUUGCCUUUCUCACCACAGUGUCGGUGUGCAGUGUCCAUGUCAGGUCCUCUGUGAUGUGGACACCGAGGUACUUGAAAUUUCUCACCCUCUCUACCGGUGGCCCAUUGAUCUGUAGAGGGGUGUCGGUCCUCAGCCGUUUCUUCUUACAGAAGUCCACCACCAUCUGCUUGGUUUUGCUGACGUUCAGGAAGAGACGGUUGUUCUGGCACCACAGUGACAGGUCUGCCACCUCCUGGAGAUAGGCCUUCUCGUCGUCGUUGGUGAUCGGGCCUACCACCACUGUGUAGUCAGCAAACUUGACAAUGGUGUUGGACUCAAACCGGGCCUCACAGUCAUUUGUGUACAGGGAGUACAGCAGCGGGCUCAACACACAGCCCUGGGGGGCUCCAGUGCUGAGGGUGAGGGGGUUUGAGGGGUGCUUACCCACUCUAACCACCUGGGGUCUGGCGGUCAGGAAAUGCAGUAUCCAGGCACAAACGGAGGUGUUCAGUCCCAGGUCAGUCA